Sinocyclocheilus grahami is the source of this 5782-nucleotide messenger RNA. Its product is annotated as death-associated protein kinase 1-like. Bases 1 to 4125 code for a protein of 1374 amino acids. Gene Ontology annotation, biological process: intracellular signal transduction; positive regulation of apoptotic process; protein phosphorylation. The record is from RefSeq and is a predicted model, not a curated record. Gene Ontology annotation, molecular function: protein serine/threonine kinase activity; ATP binding; protein binding. The transcript is spliced from 25 exons. Gene Ontology annotation, cellular component: cytoplasm; nucleus. NCBI's taxonomy places the organism in Eukaryota, Metazoa, Chordata, Actinopteri, Cypriniformes, Cyprinidae.
AUGGAGAUCAGCAGCACCUGCAUUAAACCUUUCAUUUACGAGAUUGGAGACGAGCUCGGGAGUGGUCAGUUUGCCGUGGUAAAGAAAUGCCGUCAUAAAAGCACUGGAGUGGAGUAUGCAGCCAAAUUUAUCAAGAAAAGGCGCAGCAAAUCCAGUCGGCGAGGGGUCUCCAAAAAUGACAUUGAGAGAGAGGUCAGCAUCUUGAAGGAAAUCCAGCACCCCAAUGUCAUCACCCUGCACAAUGUGUUUGAAAACAAGAACGAGGUCAUUCUCAUCCUGGAGCUUGUGGCAGGUGGGGAGCUCUUUGACUUUCUAGCUGAGAAAGAGUCAUUGAGUGAAGAGGAGGCCACCGAGUUCCUCAAGCAGAUCUUGGAUGGAGUCAGUUACCUACACUCCAAACAGAUUGCCCACUUUGACCUGAAGCCGGAGAACAUCAUGCUGUUGAACCGGAGUGUUCCUCACCCGCGCAUUAAGCUCAUUGACUUUGGCUUGGCCCACAAGAUCGAUUUUGGCAACGAUUUCAAAAACAUCUUUGGUACCCCAGAGUUUGUAGCUCCUGAAGUGGUAAACUACGAGCCGCUUGGCCUGGAGGCAGACAUGUGGAGCAUUGGGGUGAUCACUUAUAUUCUACUUAGUGGUGCCUCACCUUUCCUGGGUGAAAAUAAGCAGGAGACACUUGCAAAUGUGUCAGCUGUGGACUACGAGUUUGAUGAGGAAUACUUCAGCAACACCAGUGCUUUGGCCAAAGACUUCAUUGCACGGUUACUGCUCAAAGAUCCAAAAAAAAGAAUGACAAUCCUGGACAGUCUUCAACACCCCUGGAUCAAGCCAAAGGACACACAGCAAGCACUGAGUCGGAAGGAAUCAGCAGUGAAUAUGGAGAAAUUUAAGAAGUUUGCUGCCAGAAGAAAGUGGAAGCAAUCGGUGCGUCUCAUCUCUCUGUGUAACCGGCUCUCCCGCUCCUUCCUGUCUAGGAGCAAUAUGAGUGUGGCUCGCAGUGAUGACACACUGGAUGAGGAGGACUCAUUUGUCAUGAAGGCUAUAAUCCACGCAAUCAACGACGACAAUGUUCCAGGUCUAAAACACCUACUUGGAUCUCUGACCAGCUAUGAUAUUAAUCAACCUAACAAGCAUGGAACCCCUCCGCUCCUGAUUGCUGCGGGCUGUGGAAACGUCCAGAUCAUUGAUGUGCUAAUGAAAAAAGGAGCGGAGAUUCAAGCCUUUGAUAAGACUGGUGCCAACGCUAUCUACUACGCCGCCCGACAUGGUCAUGUGGGGACAUUGAGAUUCUUGCAUGAAAAGAAGUGCCCUCUGAACAUCCAAGAUAAGUCUGGAGAAACGGCUCUGCAUGUGGCAGCUCGCUAUGGUAAUGUGGAUGUAGUCCAAUACCUUUGCAGCAUCCAUGCCAACCCUGACCUAGUGGACCGGGAGCAGGAGACACCUCUCCACUGUGCAGCCUGGCAUGGUUACUCGGCGGUGGCCAGAGCCUUGUGCGAGGCUGGCUGUGAUGUGAACGCCCGGAAUCGGGAGGGCGAGAGCCCGUUACUCACCGCUUCUGCCCGUGGCUUCAAGGACAUCGUGGAGUGUCUGCUGGAGCAUGGGGCGGACUUGGACUCUGCUGAUAAGGACGGUCACAUUGCUCUACAUUUGGCAGUGAGGAGAUGUCAGAUUGAAGUGGUGAAGUGUCUGCUCAGCCAUCACUGUUAUGUGGACCACCAGGACCGCCACGGCAACACACCCCUUCACAUCGCCUGCAAGGACGGCAACUUGCCUGUGGUCAUGCAGAUCUGUGCAGCUAAAGCCAAUCUGGAUAUUCCUAACAAAUUUGGGAGAACAGCUCUUCACCUGGCAGCUAGUAACGGUGGUCUGGAGGUGGUGCGUCAUCUCUGUGUUACAGGAGCCAACACUGAAGCCAUCACUAAUGAUGGGAAGACAGCAGAGGAUCUCGCGAUUGCAGAGCAGCAGGAGCAUGUAGCAGUGCUGCUGGCCAAGCUGAAAAAGGACAACCAUAAGAGCAUUUACAUCCAGCAGCUGCGGCCCACACAGACCCUCCAACCUCGCAUCAAACUCAAGCUGUUCGGCCAUUCAGGAGCAGGGAAGAGCACUCUGGUGGAGUCUUUGAAGUGUGGCAUCUUGCGGAGUUUCUUCAGGAGGAGGAGGACCAGGUUGACCAACCCUGUCCGGCACCCAGCCUCACCGGUCACCUCCAAACCUGCAGUGUCUGUCAGCAUCUCUAACCUGUACCCAGGCUGUGAGAAUGUCAGUGUGCGGAGCCGCAGUAUGAUGUUUGAGCCAAGUUUGACUAAAGGAGUGCUUGAGGUCUUUAGUCCUGUCCAUAACGCUCUCUCCACGGCUGACGACACCGCCACCAAAGCCAUCGACAUCCAGAACGCCAAUGUCAAUGGUACCUUUGGAGGGAAGAUCAGGAAUCCACUGCGUGUGGUCCUGGUGGCCUCACAUGCUGACAUUGUGAAUCUGCCCCGAUCGUUUGGGGGAGAGUUCAGCUAUGACAAGGAGAGAUCUCUACUUAAAGAAGUCAGAAACAGGUUUGGGAAUGAUCUGCAUAUUGCAGAGAAGCUCUUUGUCAUGGAUGCAGGAGCGUCCAACUCCAAAGACAUAAAGCUGCUGAGAAACCUUCUGUUGGAGCUCCGCAACACCAUCAUCUCUACCUGCAGGCCGAUGACUCAGCUGGCAGAGAAGCUGUUGUCCACUCUGCCUUCCUGGCGGAAACUGAACGGACCAAACCAGUUAAUGUCAUGGCAACAGUUUGUUGUGGAUGUGCAAGAACAAAUCAACCCUCUAGCCAGUGAAGAGGAUCUGCGGGAACUGACUUCACAACUUCACAGCAUGGGAGAGAUUAACAUCAUGCAGAGUGAGACUGUCCAGGACGUUGUCCUGUUAGAUCCUCGCUGGCUUUGUGGUAAUGUACUUGGCAAGCUCCUCUCAAUUGAAACCCCCAAAGCAAUCCACCACUACCGUGGCCGCUACCGCGUGGAAGAACUCCAAAACCUUGUCUCCGAAGGUGACAUCGAUGAACUUCUCCAGGUGCUCGACGCCAUGGAUGUAUGUGCCCGCGACUUAGCCAACCCCGGAAUGGUCGACAUUCCCGCCCUCAUACGCACGGGUGGCCUACAGCACACCUGGACCGACGAGGAAGACAUCGAAGGCGAGGACACUUUGCUUUACGGUGGUGUGCGAGUUGUCCCUGCGGAACACUUGGCGCCAUUCCCUUGUGGACUUUUCCAUAAGUUGCAAGUGAACUUGUGCAGGUGGAGCCGGCAGCAGAAGCCAGAGGUCGAGGCUGAGGAUGUGAGGUUGUGGAGCAGCGGAGCUCGGGUUGGACUCGGCGGCGCUGAGGCACUGGUUCUGCUUGUGAACCACGGGCAGGGCAUGGAAGUACAGUUACGAGGACCUGACUCGGAUCCCGGCCGUUGCUAUGCUUUAUUGGACACGUUGUGCGGCAUGGCAGAAGGUCUGUUAGCUGCUACGUUACCCGGUUUGCUUACCGCCCGGCAUUAUCUUAGCCCUCAGCAGCUGCGGGAACACCAUGGCCCCGUCAUGCUCUACCAACCGAGAGACUUUUUCCGUGCUCAGGCGCGAGGCGAGAACGCGCUUUCGAACACUAUGGGCGGCUAUCGUGAGAGCUUUGUCAGUAUCGUAGCAUUAGGUUGCACCCAGGUCUACAAACAGGGCAGUCUUGGUGGGGAAGUGCCCGUGGCGGAGGUCAGUCACCUGGCUCGACGCAAGCUCUGCCGCCUGCUGGACCCUCCCGAUGCCCUUGGGAAGGACUGGUGCCUGCUUGCCAUGAACUUGGGCCUCAGCGAGCUCGCUGCUAAAUACAGUUCUGGCACCAACGGGACUCUGCCUGCAGACCCCCUUUCCCUUCCCAGUCCCACAGCCACGCUCCUGCAGGAGUGGAGCCAGCGACCCGAUUCAACCAUAGGCAUUUUGCUCGCCAAGGUGCGAGAACUCGGUCGUCGGGAUGCAGCAGAUUUCCUCCUUAGAGCUGCACCCGUGUUCCGGGUCAACUUGGAAAUACUGGGCACCCCGCCGGAGCCCUACAGCCCGGUAUGUAAUGGGGGCGGCACAUCCUUCAACUCCAUCAGUUCCGUGAUCUCUCGUUAGGACGUCACUUGUGUCUAUAGAGAAACGUGCAAUUGACCGGUGGAGCGGUGUUCAAUCUCAAGCUCCCUGGUGUCCUGAGACGGAAGUAUUUGAAUCAGAUACUCUGCUCAUGUCCAUUUUGUUCCCCUUCGCGAUUUCUGAAUGUUCAUUCUUGGUGUCUCUGAAAAGGUGCCUAUGUGCUUUUUUUUCUGCAAAUCUUUUAUUGACUGUCUCACAUUCCCAAGGUGAAACUGCAGGCGGACUUUUUUUAAACGUUCUUACUGAAGGAAAAUUCUAUUACUUCUAUAAAUUCGGACAGCUGUUAUUGGGGAAUUGCGCUAAAUUUGAUGACCGAAUGAUAGAUCACUAAGUGCUUGGCAGCAUUAUUUAAUACACGACUCAAGCUAUUGAGUGCCUUGAAGAUGGUAAGCUGUUGACAAAGAGCCAUUGCUAUAGAUUUCAAAAUUGGAUGUGCACCUCUGCAAGUGUUUCGGUGUUUACCUGUCUUCUGAAGCUUUUAAUGAACAUAUCUAUUAGAUUUACACUUUUUCUCAAACAUACAAAAUUGGGUCACUUGCAUUUACUACCUGAUUGUUCCUUAUUGCAACUAAAACGCAUCCUUUAUCAGACAGGAUUUUAUUCAAAUGAUGAAGCACAAACAAACAUACUAAACAUUCCUUUAAAAACCGAAAUGCAUGGUAAAUUGUUUUUAAGUCUGGUUUCUAAAAUCCCUCACAUUUGUCUUAUUCACACUUAUAGCCUACUUGUCACUUUCACUUUUGUGAAAUAUUACGGUUCUGACUACCUGUCAAAUGGAAAUGCUGAAAUAUUCCAGGCACUUACGUGACAAGUAAGAUUUUGUUUUUCUUCGUGUCUGCCGCAGUGUCCUGAUAAGCAUGAUCUUUGUUACAAUUGUUCAGCUUAGUUUAAUAUAUUCUGUUUCACACAUUUACACUGUUGUUGAGUGUUUAAGUCAUGUGUAUUCUUUACACUGGAAAAUUAAUCAUAAAAUGCUAUUCUAAGGGACUUAAAUUGGGCAAAAGUGUCAUGAAAUAUGUUGACAUUUGCAUUGAAACUGUUAAAAGCGAUGCCAUUCCUCAGUUACAGGAAAACCACUGUACUGAAUGUGGUAUAUUGGACACAAAUGAAGUGACAACUUGAAAACUGUAGAUGGCAGCAAAGACUCUGUUACAUCUAACACAUGCUAUAACUCUUUUUGCUCUCCUUCUUAUGAGGCAGUUGCAGUUUCAUCAUCAUCUUUUGUAAUGUCUGAAAGUCCAGACAACUGUUCCACAUUAUAUUUUGGGACAGGUCUAUCCUCCAACCUUUCAUCAUUUCCCUUGCAGGCUUGAAUUCACAAACUUUUCUAAAAGGGAAUUGGGCAUAUUGUGUUCUCUCAUUCCAAAAGGCACAUUUUUAUAUUGUGAUUAAGUCUAUGUAUUAUGGAGCUCUUUCGCUGGUUAGCUGUGGUCAAGGUUCAUGAUUUUCCCUCUUAUGACUUUAACAGGGUACAUCAGAGGGGAGUUUAUCCUGGUGUAUUUAAGACUUGUACAGUCAUUUCUUUGCACAAGACCUUCACAUUAUUGCUCUAUUUAUAUUAUGUUCGCAUGUCUCUGAAUGCCAUGUACUUAAUACUUCUUCAAACUUUACAGUGUACUACAUUUUUUAUAAUAAAUUG